Molecule: messenger RNA, 5589 nt
Organism: Sebastes umbrosus (honeycomb rockfish)
Lineage: Eukaryota; Metazoa; Chordata; Actinopteri; Perciformes; Sebastidae
Gene: itga9
Product: integrin, alpha 9
Exons: 28
Coding region: 230-3325 (1031 amino acids)
Biological process (GO): cell adhesion mediated by integrin; cell-cell adhesion; cell-matrix adhesion
Cellular component (GO): external side of plasma membrane; integrin complex
Molecular function (GO): integrin binding
Source: RefSeq, a predicted model, not a curated record
GCAACAACUUUCUCAGAUUGACACAAGAAUGGAGAGAAGCUGACGCACCGAUAUUUAACCGGACUGUUCACUUUCCUCCUCAAGCUUUUUCCUCAUGCAAUCACAGCCUACAUGCUGCAACACAACUGAAAGUUAGUUUGGAAACAGUUUGACCACUGAAGAGCUGACAAUCCCUCCUUAUUGUCUUUUUUUCUUCUUCCUUUUGGACACUUUAACCGCGUAAUUACGCAUGAUGCGCAAAGGGAUGGCUCCUCUCCGGAGACACAAAACGGGAGUACAACAUGUUUUUUAUGUCUAUCUCUCUAUUUCAGUGGCUUAUUCUUACAAUAUAGACUUAGAACAUCCUCUAGUGUUUCAAGGACCAAACUCUAGUUUUUUUGGCUACUCUGUGCUGGAGCAUUAUAAUGACAACACACGCUGGGUAAUAGUAGGAGCUCCUAAGGCAAACUCUACCUACAGUAGCUCUGUGCACUCUCCUGGAGCUGUAUACAAGUGUCGAGUUCACAGCAACCCAGACCGCCGCUGCACAGAGAUGGAUCUGGGAAGAGGAAACAAGCCGAGAGAGUCGUGUGGGAAGACGUGCCAAGGGGACAGGGAUGAUGAGUGGAUGGGGGUCAGCCUGGCCCGCCAGGACAGAGCCGACGGCAAAAUACUGGCCUGUGCCCACCGCUGGAAAAACGUCUACUACGACUUAGAGCACAUCCUUCCACAUGGGUACUGCUCCAUCAUUCCUCCCUCUCUUCAGGGCAGUGCGAAGCCGCUCAUCCCUUGCUAUGAAGACUAUAAGCAGAAAUAUGGGGAAGAGCACGGCUCGUGCCAAGCCGGGAUAGCGGGAGUUUUUACGGAGGAGCUGGUGGUGAUGGGGGCACCGGGGUCAUACUACUGGACUGGGACGAUCAAGGUGUACAACCUGACCUCUGACUCUUUCUACAGCCCGAACAAAGAAGACGUCGACUCCCACAGAUACAGCUACCUUGGCUAUGCUGUGACUGCUGGACACUUCUCUGCUCCUAAUGUAAUAGACAUAGCUGCAGGGGCGCCUCAGCACAGCGGCAGUGGAAAAGUUUACAUUUUCAAAAUCGAUGGUGUGUCUUUGGUGAAGAGUUUUCAAGCCUCAGGGAAAAUGAUGGGCUCUUACUUUGGCUCCUCAUUGUGUGCAGUUGAUCUGAACCAGGACGGCCUGUCGGACCUGCUGGUGGGGGCACCCAUGCACAGCCAGCUCCGGGAUGAGGGCCAGGUGUCUGUGUACAUCAGCAAGGGCAAUGGGGUGAUGGAGGAAUACAGUAUUUUGAGUGGUGACAAUGCUUUCAAUGCACACUUUGGAGAAUGCAUUGCCGCAAUCGGAGACAUAGAUGACGAUGGAUAUCAAGACGUAGCCAUAGGAGCUCCUAAAGAGGAUGACUAUGGAGGAGCCGUUUAUAUCUACCAUGGGGAUGCCACAGGAAUCAUCAGCAAGUACUCCAUGAAACUGUCUGGGCGUAGUAUAAACCCUGGUCUGCAGAUGUUUGGCCAGUCAAUCUCCGGUAAUGUGGACAUGGAUGGCAAUGGAUACGCAGAUAUCACUAUUGGAGCGUUCAUGUCAGAUAGUGUGGUGCUGCUGAGAACCCGGCCUGUCAUUACGGUGGACGUCUCCAUCUUCCUGCCCGUCUCCAUCAACAUCUCUGUGCCACAGUGCCACGAGGGACACCAGAACCUGAACUGCUUCAACGUCACCGUCUGCAUGCGCUUCCGGGGACGACAGCUGCCAGGACAAAUAGAGUUGCUCUAUAACUUGACCGCUGAUGUGGAUAAGCGUCAGAAGAGCCAGGCUUCCCGGGUCUACUUCACUCAAAGUGGAUCUCAGAUCAGCCAGAUGAGCCAGCAGCUCAGCUUGGACAUCAACAGGGAGGAGUGCCAGCGCUACACUGCCUACGUUAAGAAAGAUGUGAAGGACGUGUUCACGGCCAUCACGUUCGAGGUGGCGUACAGCCUGGGGAAGCAUGUGCUGACGGGACACCAGGAGCGAGACCUGCCCGCGCUCACUCCAGUGCUACGAUGGAGGAAAGGAAACAAGAUCGCAGCGAGGAAUGAGACUUGGUUCGAGAAGAACUGCCUGUCAGACGACUGCGCUGCAGAUCUGAGGCUUCAUGGGAAACUGCUGCUCUCUGGGUUGCAUACCAUAUCCCAUCUGGCCCUCGGAGGAGUGAAGAACGUCUCUUUGAACCUGACCAUCUCUAACGCUGGGGACGACGCCUACGACACCAACAUUUACUUCAACUUCUCCAGAGAAGUUUUCUACAUCAACUUCUGGCAGAAGGAAGAGAAGGGUAUUUCCUGUGAACUUGUUGAUUUGGACUUCCUCAGAUGCAGCGUGGGAUUUCCCUUCAUGAGAGCGCAGACUAAGUAUCAUUUUGCAGUGAUUUUUGACACCAGUCAGCUCUCGGGGGAAAAUGACACAUUGCAGUUCUUAGUUCAAGCAAAAAGCGCCAAUCCCGAGCACAAACUCUCUGACAACUAUUUGGAUCUGUCCAUCCCUCUGGUUCAUGAGACCGACACGACUAUUACUGGUGUGGUGACGCCGAGCUCCUUUGUGUAUGGAAACUACAUCGAUGCCUCGCGCUUCGUCCAGUUGGAAGACAUGGAGUGCAACUUUCAGCCUCUCAAUAUCACUUUCCAGGCCAUAAACAAGGGGCCCAGCAGGCUGCCUGGCUCCAUUGUGGACAUCAGGAUACCCAACCGGCUGGCUGGCAGCGGAGCUGACAUGUUCCACAUCGUUGAAACUCAGGUGGCAGAGGGCCGAGGGAACUGCACCCUUCACAGGAACCCGACACCGUGCACCGUCCCCCAGGACAGAGACAGCAUCUUCCACUCCAUAUUUGCCUUCUUCACCAAAUCAGGACGCAAAGUCUUGGACUGUGAUCGGCCUGGAAGAGCGUGUAUGACAAUCUCCUGCAGUCUGGGCCCACAAUUAAAAGAAGAAGCUCUGAGCAUAGAUAUGAAACUUCUACUCAACACUGAAAUUCUCAAGAGGGAUAGUUCCUCUGUGAUCCAGUUUGUGACGAGGGGCAGUGUGCAAGUAAAUGAGAGGGCAGUGGAGGUGCCAAACGGCCUGCCAGAGGACAUUUCUCUGGUGUUCGAGGCUCUCCACAGUCAGGAGCCGAGGGGUUACGUCGUCGGUUGGAUCAUCGCCAUCAGUCUGCUGGUGGGAAUCCUCAUCUUUUUGCUGUUAGCUGUGCUACUCUGGAAGAUGGGAUUCUUCCGUCGGCGCUACAGAGAGAUCAUCGAGGCUGAAAAGAACAGGAAGGACAGCGAUGAAAGCUGGGACUGGAUGGAAAAGAACCACUGAGACUCGUGGUGGGGGUCCCACAGGAGCCAAUGAGAUUAGGGAUUGGGUCAGGAAGGAUCCAAUAGCACGUGGUCUCGCAGCCCAGCCGCCCCAGUGGCACCAGGCCCUUCAGUCUUCCAUAUGUGGAAGAGAAGAAUAUUCUCCAUAUUUUUUGGAGACUUGAUAGUUUUUUUGCGGGUGGGGGUGGGGGGGUCCAGGAAACAGGCUUCUGAGGUGACAGUGUGGCUUGCCAGAGGACACUUGCUGUGGAAAUUCAGCUAAUCUCGACGGAGAGCGGAGCUGUUGAUGGAGAACCACAUCCGUGCGGGGAUGUGGGGCGACGGCAUGAGUACUGGUGGACAACAAAACCCUCAGGGCUGUGUUACAUAGCAAAUUUAUUUUUAUACAUACACUUUAAGCCAUAUUGUAUAAAAACUGGGCUUCGAGAAGAGAUGGGGGUUUGAAGGCCAUUAUAAACAUACUGUACCUACAGAAUGUUUUCCCAAAAGCACUGAUGUUUGAUAAGACUGAAUGCCUUGGCUCCAUAGCUUUACUUCUUAUGCCAAAGAUAUGUCCUGUACAGUAUAUGAUUGGAGUCGUUUGUAUAUUCAGUUCUUCCUGGGAGUGAAAGAUUGUAUCUUUUCUGUACUAUUUCCGGCUUAUGAAUAUAUCUGUUUUACACAUCUGACUGCCCCUCCCUCACACAGAUAAUCAGCCGGAGCUAAUUCGGAGUUUCGGACCCACGCACACAACGAUUCAAAACGCCGUGUCUUCACGUCAUCCGCUAGAGUUGUCCCAGAGGCGCUGAGGGUCCAGUAAAAGCGCUCCAUGAGGUCAUUAGCAUCUAGUUCAGGAUGUGGUAAUCAACCGCACUGUGGAGUUCUCUAUUAACACUUUAUUUGCCAUGUUUCCUUUAUUAUCCACGCCUGAAAUGCAGCAGCUGUGAAUGAUACCAUUAUUCACAUUGCAAGCUUUUCCACAAGCAUUCCUUUAGUUAUGGUCUGGCUUUUUAACCGAUGGUUUGUAGGUGAUAAAAAUGGGAUGUAACAACGAGAUUUUGUCAGAUUUAAAUUUGAAUCUCUUGCAAUGCUUUGAAUGAACACAUGUUUUGAAAGUGCAAUGUGCAGGAGUAGAGAGAGAGUUAUCUGAAGCUGCUUUUGCAUGAAUGAUUGCUCAGGUAUGCAGUUGACUGUUUAGAUGGACCCCCAAAAGUUUCCAUGUUCAAGUGAAGAUGUGAUUCACUAUGUGUCACGACACGAGACCUGAUUUGAUUUAUUCCCAAACCCUUUCCAGACUUCACCCUAAGCAGACCAUAUUUAAUUUUACUAUUAUGUUAUUAGGCAUCAGGUUUUAGCGUGAAAUAUGAGAUGCAUUACUCUCCACGGCCAGAUGAAAGUGUGCGAUGGGAGUCCACCUACAGUCAUUUAACGGGGGCCCAUGGCAAUGAGUAAUGCCCCAAAAAUAGGUGGGAAUGUGCUGCACUCAAUCACUACACAUAAACGAGCUCUUUGGGGCUCAUGGGAAAAAGCUCAUUUUAAGUCAACAUUGAGGAAUGUCAGCUCCCCGACAAAUCUGCCACUAUUAAAGCUCACAGCUCCUCAGUACUCAGAUGUUUACCCCACAUGUUGUUGAGAGUCUUUUUUAAAGCCGGGUUUGAUUGUGAGUGAAAGUUUGCAGAACGCAUUUUAUAUUAAAUGUCCCUAAAGAAAUACGAAUAUUAACUAUUUUAUACAUUUGUAGAGCUUUAAUCGCUAAAUAUCAUGAAUUAAAAAAAGUAAAUAAUGCAUUAAAAAAUAACAUUUUGAAGAAUUUAUCAAUGAAAUUUGGUGAUGAUUAUAUUAAGACAGAUAUUUUGCAGUAGACCUGAGUCAGAUUUAAACGUGCAAUUCCAAAGAACAAAAACUAUAUUUUAAUAUGUUUCAGUGCUAAGACACUUUAUGGCUCACUAUGAUCGCUUGGCUCUCUAUUUUGUUCUGUAUGAAUCUUUUAUUGAACCUUUAUUUUACCAUUUAAGUCCACUGGCAUGACGGCAUAUACUGUACACAUUCACGUCUUCCCUCUGCAUCCGUCUGUAUGCAGAGAAACCGACACUUGACAUUUUUAUUGCUAAAUUUGAACUGUGAUGGUUAUAUUGCGUUUGUAUGUUUGUUAAUCACACCGUUAUUUGGGGUUUUUGUUCCGAGUAUACUACUGUCACUGAAUACCAUUUCCAUUAUAGUGUGCUGUAUGUUUGAUGUUUAAAGUCAUGUUGGAGCUGUAUAUUUAUCUGUUGAUAAAUUUUAGAG